This is a messenger RNA of Dentiscutata erythropus, 690 nucleotides long. The record is from the annotation of a GenBank genome assembly. NCBI's taxonomy places the organism in Eukaryota, Fungi, Glomeromycota, Glomeromycetes, Diversisporales, Gigasporaceae.
AUGUCAAUCACACCAUUAAAAGCGUUUACAGAACACGAUAAUGCUAGCCUUACUGAUGACAAAAAAGAACAAAAAUAUGUCCACGAUGUUUAUCAAGCGAUAGCACCACAUUUUAGUCAAACUAGAUAUAAGCCAUGGCCGGUUAUUGAACAAUUUCUUAAGAGUUUGGACAUAGGUAGCAUAGGUGCAGAUAUAGGAUGUGGGAAUGGGAAAUAUUUAGGUGUUAAUAAAAAUGUAUAUAUGGUUGGAUCGGAUCGAAGUUCUAAGCUAAUUGAAAUAAGUGUAUCUAGAGGACAUGAAGGUAUAAUUUGCGAUGCACUAAAUUUACCAUAUCGAAGUGAAUGUUUUGAUUUUGUGAUAUCAAUUGCUGUGAUUCAUCAUUUCACAACAUUUGAAAGAAGGCUUGCGGCAAUUAAGGAACUUUUCCGGAUCGCAAGACCUAGAUCAUAUGUUCUCAUAUAUGUUUGGGCUUUGGAACAAAGCAACGAAGCGCGUCGUAAAUUUGAUAAAGAACAACAGGAUGUGUUUGUUCCUUGGGUCAUCCCAGCAGAUAAGAACAAUCAAGACAGAAAGGAAAUUAUUUAUAAUCGAUAUUAUCAUCUUUUUAGAAAGGGAGAAUUAGAUGAACUCAUUGAAAGUACCGGAGUUGCCCAAAUAGUCAAGACAGAUUAUGAUAAAGAUAAUUGUUAG